GCGUUUUAGUUGGAGUUUUGCCUUCCAUCGGCUCGGUUGUAUCUUUUCUGGAGCACCUAUUUUAGAAGAGCUCUUUCUCUUUUGCCAACUGCAGUAAUAUACAAUUUUAGUCAUCUGCAAGGUGGUUCGACAAGAAAUUAUUUGAAACAGGAAAAAUGGGCCAAGCAAAGAAAGUCUCCUCCGCCCUGAGCAAGCUCUUUGUGUACGGCGCCCUCAAGUACGGACAGCCCAGUAACUCUAUCCUCGCUAGCUCUGGCAAUGGAUAUGCCAAGUUCUGGUGUAAGGCCACCACCACCCAGAAGCUGCCACUUGUUAUCGCCACCCGCUAUAACAUUCCUUUCCUGCUGAACAAGCCCGGCGUGGGAUAUUACGUAACGGGAGAGAUCUACGAGGUAGAUGACCGCAUGCUAAAUUCCCUGGACAACUUGGAAGACUGCGAAGAGAUCUAUACGCGCGAAAAGCAUGACAUGAACAUCGGCGUGGGAGAAGGAACUGUGCCGUGCUGGGUGUACCUCCUUCAAAAGUAUCCGGAGAAUCUGCUUAGCCUCCGAUACUUGUCGAGCUACGAGAACUCCACGACCCAUCCCUACAUAAUGCGCCACCGCCGCACCCACAAGCACCCGGCCCAGGACGAUCUCACCUACGAGGCCCAGAAUUAAUAAUCAAAGCUGUUGUUCAGCUCCGGUUUUUAAAGUGCCCGGCCACAAAUUCUUAUGUUACCGUAGUUGCAUUUCUAGACCGUACCUGCAGACGCAGAUGUACUGAUCGAUAUAUGUAUGUAUAUGUAUAUACCCGCGUAUAUAGCCAAAUGAUAUACACAGAUACAUAUGUAUGUAUCUCACGCAUUAUUUAGGUUUUAGCAAACAUAGUUUGUAAUUUCAUAAGCAAAGCAAAUACAAUGAAGCAAUUUCAAGUUA
This is a messenger RNA of Drosophila eugracilis, 917 nucleotides long. It is a transcript of the gene Tina-1, whose product is annotated as troponin C-akin-1 protein. The transcript has 3 exons. Lineage: Eukaryota; Metazoa; Arthropoda; Insecta; Diptera; Drosophilidae. The record is from RefSeq and is a predicted model, not a curated record. Bases 156 to 659 code for a protein of 167 amino acids. Gene Ontology annotation, molecular function: gamma-glutamylaminecyclotransferase activity.